GGCAGGCAUUGACGGAAAGGCGCGCGGGCGAUUGGAUUUGUGCCACGUCACAAAUUCACAAUAGGACUCACUGGGGAUCCACACAUAAUCAUUGACCGGUCCGAAGCCAAGCCUUCAUUUCUGCAAUUUUACCGUUGGAGAUAAGCAGAGAGAGAGAACGAAGAGUGUUGUCAAGAAGGCAUGGGUGCCUGCAACCAAAUCAGGAGCUCUAUCGUCAUCUCACUUUUGAUAAACAAACAUAUUAAUAGUAUUAUUAUAUAGAAGAACUCCAUGAAAGCAGUGGCGUUGUCAUCGUCAUCGCUGAUCUUUUUAUUGCCAUCUACUGCUUCCAUCAAUGGCGUCACUUCUGGCUGCUUCUGCUUCUGCUAUUCGUCUUCUUCCUCUUCGAUUUCGGUUUCUAACUCCAUUAACAAGUACAAUCUCUUUAUAAUUAUGGGGCGGAGCAAGAAGUUUCCUUCUUCAUCCCCAUCUCCCAAGGGUUCCGAACCAACUCCUCCGAGAAUCACAUCAAAUGUCAAGCAGAAUUUGCAGUUUUUAAAAUUAUGGAAGGAAUUCCAAAAGAGAAAGUCUGGCACACCUAAGCCUGCUACUAGUUACCGCAAGAAAAAGGUGGAGAAGGAAGAUCUGCCUGAAGAUACGGAGUAUUAUCGUGAUCCAACCACAACCCUCUACUAUACAAACCAGGGUUUAGAAACUGCUGUCCCUGUCUUGUUGGUUGAUGGGUAUAAUGUUUGUGGCUAUUGGGCAAAGCUGAAGAAAUAUUUUAUGAAUGGAAGACUUGAUAUAGCUCGGCAAAAGCUGAUUGAUGAACUUGUAGCAUUCAGCUUGUUGAGAGAAGUGAAAGUGGUAGUUGUAUUUGAUGCUAUGAUGUCGGGACUCCCAACACAUAAGGAAACGUUUGAAAGUGUUGAUAUAGUUUUCUCAAGUGAAACGUGUGCUGAUGCUUGGAUUGAGAAAGAGGUUGUAGCCUUGAGGGAGGAUGGGUGUCCCAGAGUUUGGGUUGCAACUUCUGAUCAUGAUCAGCAGCACGCAGCACAUGGAGCAGGAGCCUUUGUUUGGAGUUGCAAGGCACUGGUUUCUGAGAUUAAAGCAUCGAAGAAGGAGGUUGAGAUGAUGCUCCAAGAACAUAGAUCCAGUUCUUUCCAAGGUAAAUUGUUGAAGCACAAUCUUGAUUCGGAUGUAGUAGACGCUCUCAAAGAUCUAAGGAGCAAGCUGUCCGGACCAAGUUGAAGUAGACCUAGAUGGACUAUUCUGCUUUACACCUUGCACAGUAGUUACAUAGACAGAGGUAUCAGUUGCUACUUGACUACAUCACUAAAAAUUAGAGCGUCCAUGGUAAUCUGAUAAAAGGGGAAAGGUGAAUUUUAAUGGAGAAAUUCUUUUUCCCUCAUAUUGAAUCUUCAACUGUUUCUUUAGUUUUCUUUGUUCGGAGAAAGCUAACAUCAAACACGUUAGUCAUGUCCGAUGCAUUCUCGCGCGCAUCCAAUGGGUGUCAAGGAUGUCAGACAUGUAGUAUGCGACUAUUUUUUCAUUUUUCCCUUCACGUCUUCUAUGUAAAUGUAUGUUUAUACAUAUGCCUAUUAACAUUAAAAUUAAAAUUUUAUGUCCACUUUCUAUUCA
Messenger RNA from Humulus lupulus (European hop), 1620 nucleotides. RefSeq lists its product as uncharacterized. The transcript is spliced from 10 exons. The record is from RefSeq and is a predicted model, not a curated record. NCBI's taxonomy places the organism in Eukaryota, Viridiplantae, Streptophyta, Magnoliopsida, Rosales, Cannabaceae. Bases 271 to 1230 code for a protein of 319 amino acids.